Molecule: messenger RNA, 1641 nt
Organism: Fragaria vesca subsp. vesca
Lineage: Eukaryota; Viridiplantae; Streptophyta; Magnoliopsida; Rosales; Rosaceae
Product: AP2-like ethylene-responsive transcription factor At2g41710-like
Exons: 9
Coding region: 112-1380 (422 amino acids)
Biological process (GO): regulation of DNA-templated transcription
Molecular function (GO): DNA binding; DNA-binding transcription factor activity
Source: RefSeq, a predicted model, not a curated record
GCAGACCAGAGAGUAGUCCAAAACAAACUCCCCAACGAUCACAAUCACAGUCUCCUUCUCUCUUUCUCUAUUUCUUUAUCUAGGGUUUGGGUUUCUGGUUGAAAUUGAAGUAUGGCUUCGUCGUCGUCGGAUCCUGGUCCCAAGACCGAGAGCGGAAGCGGCAGCGGCGGCGGCGGAGGAGGAGGAGCGGAGGCCUCGGAAGCGGCGCCGAACGAUCAGCAGUUGCUUUACAGAGGGCUGAAGAAGGCUAAGAAGGAGAGAGGCUGCACCGCCAAAGAGCGCAUCAGCAAAAUGCCUCCCUGUGCCGCCGGAAAACGGAGCUCCAUUUACCGUGGAGUCACUCGGCAUAGGUGGACGGGCCGUUACGAAGCUCAUCUCUGGGAUAAAAGUACCUGGAACCAGAACCAGAAUAAGAAGGGAAAGCAAGUGUACUUGGGGGCGUAUGAUGAUGAAGAGGCUGCAGCCAGAGCUUAUGAUCUUGCUGCCUUGAAAUAUUGGGGCCCCGGCACUCUGAUUAAUUUCCCUGUUACUGAUUACACAAGAGAUCUCGAAGAAAUGCAGAAUGUGUCAAGGGAGGAAUAUCUUGCAUCCCUUCGCAGGAAGAGCAGUGGCUUCUCUAGAGGAAUGUCUAAAUAUCGUGCACUCUCCAGCCGGUGGGAGCCAUCGUUUGGUCGCAUGGGUGGAUCUGAAUACUUCAAUAGCAUCCAUUAUGGCACAGGAGAUGAUCAAGCAACAGAAAAUGAAUUUUUAGGAACGUUUUGCAUUGAAAGAAAGAUUGAUUUAACAAGUUACAUCAAGUGGUGGGGUCCUAACAAAACUCGUCAAGCGGAAGGCAUCAUAAAAUCAUCUGAGGAUGUAAAACAUGGUUUCGCUGGAGAUAGUGGAUGUGAACUAAAAACAUUGGAAUGGGAAACGCAGCCCACUGAACCAUUCCAGAUGCCCUGUUUGGGUGUCUGCCAUGAAGGUGAAAAGCAGAAAGGUGCCAGAGUCUCUGCCAUGAGUAUCUUGUCACGGUCAGCGGCUUAUAAAAGCUUGCAAGAGAAAGCAUCAAUUAAACAAGAAAAGAAUGCAGAUAAUGACGAGAAUGAAAACAAAAAUAUGAUCCACAAAAAAGACUAUGGCAAGGAAAUUGAGAAACCCUCAAGUCAUGAUGGUGGGGAUGAGAGACUGAGUGCUGCAUUAGGAAUGAGUGGUGGAUUGUCUCUCCAGAGGAAUACAUACCCAUUGACUCCAUUCUUGUCUGCACCACUGCUGACUAACUACAAUAUGAUUGAUCCAUUAGUAGACCCCAUUCUUUGGACAUCUCUUGCUCCUAAUCUUCCUGAGGUUACAAAGACUGAGACCAGUGCAAGUUUCACUUUAUUUCGGCCUGACGAAUGAUAUCCCUUAUUUUGUUUCUCUGCAAGUUGCCAGGAAAUGUACUAACAGUUGAUGUCACAUUUCCUGUCCUGAGGGGUUUGCCUACACAAGAAGCUCAGGAAUUGUCAAGGCUUUUACUUAUAUGUUGCAGGUUUAUAUUACACGGAGUUUAGAUAUGGGAAGGGAAAUGAAGUUGUAUCUUAUAUAGAUAAGGUAUAGACUGUAUUUUAAUAUGGUUCGGAAGUGUCGGGGUAGUAAUGUUUCAGUUUUGCUAAACAUGUU